AUGCCCCCGUGUCCUCCCCAGCAGAGCAGGAACAGGGUGACACAGCUGCCUACUCUGGAGCCUGGUGAGAUGGAAUUGACUUGGCAAGAGAUCAUGUCCAUCACUGAGCUGCAGGGCCUAAAUGUUCCAAGUGAGCCAUCGUUUGAGCCCCCAGCCCCCUACUCUGGGCCCCCACCACCUGUAACUUACUGCCCUUGCUCAGUUCAUCCUGAUGCUGGUUUCCCUCUUCCUCCUCCACCCUUUGAGCUCCCAGCACCUGCAUCCCAUGUCCCAGACCCUCCAUAUUCCUAUGGCAACAUGGCCAUACCAGUAUCUAAGCCAUUGACCCUCUCAGGCUUGCUUAGUGAGCCCCUUUCAGACCCCUUGGCCCUACUGGACAUUGGGCUGCCUGCAGAGACACCCAAGCCUCAAGAAGACCCAGAAUCAGACUCGGGACUAUCCCUCAACUAUAGUGAUGCUGAAUCUCUUGAGUUGGAGGGGACGGAGGCUGGACGGCGGCGCAAUGAGUAUGUAGAGAUGUACCCAGUGGAGUACCCCUAUUCACUUAUGUCCAAUCCCUUAACCCAUCCCAACUAUUCUUUGCCACCUACGGAGACCCCCUUGGCCUUAGAGCCUUCUUCAGGCCCUGUGAGAGCCAAGUCCAGUGUACGGGGGGAGUCAGGGAGUCGGGAUGAGCGCCGGGCCCUGGCCAUGAAGAUUCCUUUCCCCACGGAUAAGAUUGUCAACUUGCCAGUAGAUGACUUUAACGAACUGUUGGCAAGGUACCCACUGACGGACAGCCAACUGGCAUUAGUCAGGGACAUCCGAAGGCGGGGCAAGAACAAGGUUGCUGCCCAGAACUGCCGCAAGAGAAAGCUAGAGACCAUCGUGCAGCUGGAGCGGGAACUGGAACGGCUGGGCAAUGAGCGUGAGCGCCUUCUCAGGGCCCGUGGGGAGGCAGACCGGACCCUGGAGGCCAUGCGGCAUCAGUUGACUGAGCUGUACCGGGACAUUUUCCAGCAUCUUCGGGAUGGAGCUGGCAAUAGCUACUCUCCUGAGGAGUAUGCCCUGCAACAGGCUGCCGAUGGGGCUAUCUUCCUGGUGCCCAGGGGGACCAAAAUGGAGAACACAGACUGA
Chrysochloris asiatica (Cape golden mole) is the source of this 1116-nucleotide messenger RNA. It is a transcript of the gene NFE2, whose product is annotated as nuclear factor, erythroid 2. The record is from RefSeq and is a predicted model, not a curated record. The coding region runs from base 1 to 1116 and encodes 371 amino acids. Gene Ontology annotation, biological process: regulation of transcription by RNA polymerase II. The transcript has 2 exons. Gene Ontology annotation, molecular function: DNA-binding transcription factor activity, RNA polymerase II-specific; RNA polymerase II cis-regulatory region sequence-specific DNA binding. Gene Ontology annotation, cellular component: nucleus. Lineage: Eukaryota; Metazoa; Chordata; Mammalia; Afrosoricida; Chrysochloridae.